Abrus precatorius (Indian licorice) is the source of this 4933-nucleotide messenger RNA. Its product is annotated as putative pentatricopeptide repeat-containing protein At5g43820. Bases 93 to 1781 code for a protein of 562 amino acids. The record is from RefSeq and is a predicted model, not a curated record. The transcript is spliced from 3 exons. Gene Ontology annotation, molecular function: protein binding. NCBI's taxonomy places the organism in Eukaryota, Viridiplantae, Streptophyta, Magnoliopsida, Fabales, Fabaceae.
AAAACGUGAUUCCAUUUCUUUGUGCCUCGUUUGGUCACACUCCAUGGUAGCAGUAAUUUGCCCACCAGCAGUGAAGCUCUCCAUACCAAUUAAUGGCGUUUCGAUCUUUCCAAUUUCUCGUGUGUGCUGCCAAACCCAACCACCCUUUUUCCUCCAUUCUCCGGUCCCUCCCCUCUUCCCUAUUCUCAUCUUUCCACGCUCCUCCAACCUCGUCUCACCACCCACAACCACAACCCUUCCACAAUCAAACAGGCCUCAAUUCCACCCUUGACGAACGCCUCGUCCUCGACCAAAUCACUCAGCUUUUAUCGCUACCCAGUUACAAAUCAGAGAAUCCCCCGUCGAAACACUGCGAAUCAGAGCCUGAAGCGAUACCCGUUGACGGGUUCUUGUCUCCAGAAGAGAAACUUCGUGGCGUUUUUCUUCAGAAGCUCAAGGGUAAAGCCGCAAUUGAACUAGCCUUGUCCAACGUUGGUGCUGAUGUGGACGUUAAUGUUCUUGCUAGGGUACUGAACUCGGGGAAUUUGGGUGGUGAGGCCAUGGUUACGUUUUUUAAGUGGGCAAUUAAACAACCAAAGGUUCCUAAGGAUGUUGGUAGUUACCAUGUGAUUGUUAAGGCACUAGGAAGAAGGAAGUUUUUUGUGUUUAUGAUGAGUGUGUUAUGUGACAUGAGAUUAAAUGGCAUUGAAGGUGAUUUGUUCGUGUUAUCUAUUGUUAUUGAUAGUUUUGUUAGGGCUGGUCACGUGUCUAGGGCAAUUCAGGUGUUUGGAAAUUUGGAUGAUCUUGGUGUAAAGCGCGAUACCGAGACGUUGAAUGUGCUUUUGUCAUGCCUCUGUCGUCGGUCUCAUGUGGGUGCUGCAAAUUCUGUUUUUAAUUCAAUGAAAGGGAAGGUGCCUUUUAAUGUUGGUACAUAUAAUGUUGUUGCGGGUGGUUGGUGUAAGUUUGGAAGAGUGGAUGAGAUUGAGAGAAUUAUAAAGGAAAUGGAGGAUGAUGGAUUUUGUCCUGAUUGCAGGACGUUUGGUUUUCUUAUUGAGGGCUUGGGAAGAGCUGGUAGAAUGGAUGAGGCUGUUGAGGCUUUUUGUAAUAUGAAGGAGAAAAAUUGCCAGCCAGAUGUUGCUACUUAUAAUGCGAUGAUUUUCAAUUUUGUUUCGGUUGGAGAUUUUGAGGAGUGUAUGAAGUAUUAUAAUGGGAUGUUGAGUGAUAAUUGUGAACCUAAUCUUGAUACGUAUACUAGAAUAAUUACUGCCUUUCUCAGAACCAGGAAAGUGGCGGAUGCACUCCAGAUGUUUGAUGAGAUGUUAAGGCACGGUGUUGUGCCUUCUACUGGGACGAUAACCUCCUUUAUCAAACGAUUGUGUAGCUACGGUCCGCCGUAUGCUGCUUUGAUGAUACACAAGAAGGCAAGAAAAUUAGGCUGUACGAUAUCAAUGGAAGCUUAUAAGAUACUGCUUAUGCGGCUUUCAAAAGUUGGAAAAUGUGGAACGUUGUUAAAUAUCUGGCAGGAGAUGCAAGAAUGUGGGUAUAGUUCAGAUGUUGAAGUCUAUGAGUUCAUCAUCAGUGGUCUUUGCAACGUAGGACAACUCGAAAAUGCUGUUCUUGUUAUGGAGGAGUCUUUGCACAAAGGGUUCUGCCCAAGCAGGCUAGUGUAUAGUAAACUAAGUAACAAGCUGCUUGCUUCAAACAAAACAGACAGGGCUUACAAGCUGUUUUUGAAGAUCAAACAUGCCCGUUCCCUUGAAAAUGCAAGAAAAUAUUGGCGUGCAAAUGGUUGGCACUUUUAAAUGGUCAUGCUAAUUGGCAGCUCUUACAGUGAAUCCUCUUGUUUGCUUUUCACAGGUCUUUGGACCCAUUUGGAUACAGCUCAUAAGAGCUUCUCUACUAGAUUAAGUGCAUUAAUUAAUCAAAAAUAGUAUUCGGAUAAAAUUAUAAAUCUGUUUAUAGCUUUUGAAGAGGCUCCAAAAGAGCUUAUUUUGAAGCUAAUUUCCAAGUGCCUCUCUCUUUUCAGCUUUUUGGGAGGUUGUUAAAAAUUAUUUGGACAAAAGCACCCUUAUCGAAUUUUGAAAUUUCAACUCAUGUCCAUUCUCACUACAAAUGGAAUCUGGUGACCAAAGGACACAAGAGAGUGGCUCUUCUUGAAUCCAUAUAUGCUAUUGUCGGUUUGACGAACACAUCACCAUUGUCAUUUGCCACUGUCAUAGCAUUUCUCUGCCAUUUCCUCAAGUCUCUAUCAGGUUUUUGAAAAAUUUCAAAGUAGCGGCCAAGAUGCAUGCAAAAAGCCACGAUUUCCACUGCUAUAGCAAUAUGGCCACGACACCAAAAUGCAGUGUGACGAGCUUGAAAUAGCAGCCGGCCAGUGAUGCAAAGCUGACACUGUUAUAGCGGUGCUAUCAUAUUUGUUGUCAUUUUCUUUGAGGAUAGACUUGAUGCGGCUUCCAUUUUGAAAGGAACAUAGCAAAUUAAUAGUUAACUUUGAGUUCCUGAGUUCAGGUUCAUUUCCAAAGUACCUUCAAUACAUGAGGUAAUAUAAUCUUUUUUUUUUUUUUUCGGUUAAUAAGAGUCUAUUCAUAUAUGGUCUGAAUCUGUUUACAUCUAUUUGAAGUGGGUUUUAUUUAGCAUGCCCCAGCAAAUUUUUGUUUGUAUCAUAGGUACACUGGAACUUGUGUGAACCCUACUGAAAAGGGGAGGUAAACAAAAAGUAAGUGAUAUACAAGAUUUGGUGAUAGUAUCUUAUGCCCCCUUAAAGUAACUUAAUCUGAUGAUGAUUAGGUUGUACAUUUAUAACAAUAUGCUUUGGUGCAGUCAAGGGAAAAUUCAGGGUCCCUAAUAAUGUUUGCAGUAUUGAUAGAUUGCAAUGAUUUGUGUCUUUUCCUUUUUACUGUUUCUGUUUCUCUCUGUAGAUUGCAAGCUUUGUCCGGAGUAAUCUCUCUUUUUCCUGUUUGCAGCAUAGACAGAUCUAAGGAAUAUAUUUGAAAACUAAGGACCGAGCAGAGGACCCCAGAAAUGUUAUAGUAGGCAGUUGUCAUAUCUCUCACUCAUUAAAUAUUCUACUAAAAUCAAUAUUUUCCUUCAAAUUGGACUUGCCAACUGAACCUGCAGUUUCAUUUGUUUUAUUUUGGUAAUGCCCCCAACUGAAUCUGCAGUUUCGUUUGAUGAAUCUGAUGACACAGUGUGUCUCUUCAUGUGCACAUUUUUGUCAUUUGUAGUUAUGUCUUGAACAAGUGAUAGUGUUGUAGCAUGCUGACCAAACCGUUAGUCCUAGGCAAUACCCCAGAUUUGUUAAGUGUAGAAGCAUCAUCCUUUGAGAAACUGUUUUUCGUAAGUGUAUGCUUGAUAGUGAUUCAUUUGAGGAUACAGUCCAUUCCAUUCGAUUUGUAAAUAUAUUAGAAAAUACAGAAGAGGGAAUUCUAUGUAGGUCACGCAAAGGAGAACUGAAUUUUUCAUUUACUUGCUAAUUCUAACCACACUUCGAGCAUUUUUAAAAUUAAAACGGAGGAAAACUAUUACUAAACACUUCAAGACAUCUCUUUUGUGCAUGCUUUAAGCUUUGGUAGAAUAUCUACCAUAUACCAAGAUACCAACUAUAAAGUUUUUAAAUAACCAAGGUAUCAAUUUUCUCAUUUUCUAUGGUUAUCAAUUUCAUUCUUGCUAGUUUGUUAGUUCUGAAAGUAUUUUAUUACGUUACUAAUGGGAAUUCAAAGAUUUCCAUUUAAUAGAAUGAAGGGUCACAAAACAUGUAAGCAUUUCUUUUCACUGUACUAAUGGUUAUUUGGUUCUAUAUAGGAAUUUUAAUAUGUUGGUGAUAUUUUAUUUUGAUUUCAUUUAUAGUUUUCAAGUGUAAACUUAAUUGGAUGUUUAUUAUGUUUUGGUUUGUUAUUAAUCGUGUGAUGGAAAAUUGAUUUUAAAUAUCAUAUUGUAAUUCAUUGUGUCUAAAAAUAUUAUAUUAUCAAUAUGACGUGUUGGUAAUAUUUAUUUUAAGGAAUGGGAAUAAUAUCAUCAGUAAUAAUAUAUUUUAGUAAUAAUUUACCAAUUAUGUAAAUUAUUAAUUAAAAAUAUAUAUUAAAAAUAGUUUUUUAAAAUAAUUUUUCAUAAUAGAAUUUAUAAGUUAAAAAUAAUUUGUUGUGGCAAUAAAUAAUGUUGUCAUUACUUUUAGAAUAAGAAAUUAAUAAAUUAUCAAUAUUUGUGAUGAUACAUUGUUAUUGAUAUUUAUCCAUAUUAGUGAUUUUAAUUUUUAUCAUAAGACAUGGUUUCUUUUAGUGAUUAUAAAUAUUGUCAGAAAAUUAUCUUAAUGACAAAUUUGAAAGCUUUUAAUGACAAAUAUUAAAGUCAUAAAUGUUGAAAUUUCUUGUAGUGGUUACGAAUAACUCCGAAGACUGAAUUUUAUUUAAGUUACAUAAUUUCCAUCUCAAUAUAUCCCAUCUUGUAGGUGAACCUACAAGGAAUUCAGCUAUUGUAAUUGAUGCCACUAUAAAAUGUGUAAAUAAUUAUAGCUUAUUUAAUGAAAAAAAUAUUAACGAUAAAUAAGUUUUGCUAUUAAAAAUUUACUUGUCAAAGGGGUGUGUGUGAAUAAAAUGAUCGAAAAAUAAGGGAUCCUUGGCUUCAAUUAUCUUGGCUUGGCUGAUUACGUAUUUUAAUAACAACUGAAAAAAAGGAAAAAAGAUAGAAAGAGGAAUGUGAAUUCUCUACUUAAGAAUCAGAAAUGAGAAUGAACACGUUGAUGUCUUGUAGGUUUAGAAUUUCCACAUGAAUGUGAUAAACAAUAAAACACGUCGUCAAUAAGGCGAACUCAUGACGCAAUUUUAAUUUUGCUUGUCUUGAUUUCCCGAGAAUUGGUUGAUACUAUGGUUUCCUAUUUCAAAAAACAGGAAAAAGAAAACUACUCCAGUUACCAUUUCCAACAAUGUUACUCAAAGCUUUCAGAGCAGAAAAAGAAAAU